Limulus polyphemus (Atlantic horseshoe crab) is the source of this 3201-nucleotide messenger RNA. Its product is annotated as microphthalmia-associated transcription factor-like. Gene Ontology annotation, cellular component: nucleus. Gene Ontology annotation, molecular function: DNA-binding transcription factor activity, RNA polymerase II-specific; protein dimerization activity; RNA polymerase II cis-regulatory region sequence-specific DNA binding. The coding region runs from base 136 to 1719 and encodes 527 amino acids. The transcript has 8 exons. Gene Ontology annotation, biological process: regulation of transcription by RNA polymerase II. NCBI's taxonomy places the organism in Eukaryota, Metazoa, Arthropoda, Merostomata, Xiphosura, Limulidae. The record is from RefSeq and is a predicted model, not a curated record.
UAUGUGAUUGUCCUAGACUACUGAUACAAAGUCACGAAAACUCUUUCAUUUUUAAAACAAAUGAUAAUUCAUCCAUAAAAUUUUGGAAUUUCACACUCAUUUAACUGUUUAUUACUUGUUCAUUUUCUUAUCGAAAUGACAUCUUCAACCAAUGAAUCGGGCAUUGAUCUCGAUUAUGAUCUUAAUGAACAUCAGCGAUUUGAUUUUGAGGUAGCAACUCCUAAUGCUGAUUAUUUUAUAAGAUCUACGGCAAGUUCCAGUACUACUACGAGUGCCAACGUUAACACUAACACCAAUUCAAUGUUUUAUACACUGAAAAGUAGAACACCACCCGAAAGUUCUGUGGAUCUGAAAACUGCUGCCAUAAUGAGUCGUACCAACCUUAAACAACAGUUGAUGCGAGAACAGAUGCAACAGUUAAAACAGAAAGAAGCACUAGUUCAACCAAAGAUACUUUCAUCUUCUGCUCUUACAACAGCUGCAAUUAAAGUACCAUUAGCAACCUCUGCAGUUGGUCUCUCUGUACCUCGUCAAGUGCUACAAGUCCAGACUCGAUUAGAAAACCCCACAAAAUACCACGUUUUGCAGAGCCAGAGAAGACAAGUACAACAAUAUAUAAGUAAUACUCAUGGGACUACUCACCCACAAAUUCAUACUUGGUCUCAUGCCCCAAAUGUAGGAAGCUGUGAUCCAAGUCCCGACAGCCCAUCACCUAUCCUACCUAGCAGUUCUGCACCCACUAGCAUAUCAGAGCUGGAUGAAUUCUGGGAUGAUUUUAGUAAUUUAGGAGCUGAAGGUGUAGGAGGUGAUCUCAACUUUAUUGAAUUAAAGCCAUCUCUCAAUCUGCCAUCAAUGAUGACUGGAGCUGAAAGUUUACUAGAUUUGUUUUCUGUGGGACAAGCUAAAUCACCAGCAUCAUGCUCAUCUGACCUAGCUAGUGUUAAAGAAGAACCAUUGUCCCUUUCUGAUGAUCAAAUUCAGGCAUUAGCAAAAGAAAGACAGAAGAAGGACAAUCACAACAUGAUUGAAAGACGACGGAGGUUCAACAUCAAUGACCGGAUCAAAGAGCUAGGAACUCUCCUACCUAAGAACAAUGACCCCACAAUUGGACAUCUUAAAUCUAGAAAACUCUGUUGCAGCCAUUUUGAUCUGGUUCGUGACCUCCGACAAAAUAAGGGCACAAUUCUUAAGGCCUCAGUGGACUAUGUGCGAUGCUUGAAGAAAGAAGUCAGUAAAAUACCUCGCAUGGAAGAACGACAGAAACAGUUAGAGCACCAGAACAGAAAGUUACUUCUUAGGAUUCAGGAAUUGAAGAUCCAGCUUCGUUCUCAUGGCAUUCAAGUUACAGAUACCGUUUGGCAGUCAUCACAAGAAACUGAUCUCAACUCCCUCAUUAAGCAAGAGCCUAUCCCACCAAAUAUGCUUUUGAACAAUCCUGGUACAAGCAACACUUAUAUUAAUGGAAACAUGCAUGUAUCCACAAUAGACUUGGACUUGUUAGGACUGAAUGUAAAUCAGGAACCACAUGUAAGUCCUGCUCCCAGCCCCAGUUCUGGGCUGAGCUCAGCCCACAGUGCAAGCCCUAGUAAUCCUCUUGGACAUUAUAAUGACAUGAUGAUGGAUGAUCAUAUGCUUCCUGUGAAUGAUGAUCCUUUUCUGUCUUCUCACCAUGUGGGAGAAGAAGCUCUUUCCACUGAUCACAUGGAGUUUCUUCAGUAGAAUCUUAAAGUUUGACUGCAAAGCAUAAUCCUUGCUUUAUUUGUGACAUAAAUCAUGACCUGGAAUUCAUACUAUGUCUUUAGUAACUUUCUCUCUUUGUGACCAGAAGCUUCAUAUGCCACUGGUUUAUCAUGUUUCAUUUAUCAUUUAACUUUUUAAUGCCAAAGUUGACUGGGCAUUAGUAGUCAAGUGUGCAUCUUCUCUGCUUUUGUUUUUAGUUUAUGGUGGCGAGUAAAGUGAACAGGUUAAAAUAAGUAACCUAACCUGUAUUCUAUAAAACUAUUGACAGCUUCUAACAUACUACUAAUAUACUAAUCUUGAGGUCUGAGGACAUUUCAGAGCUUAGUGGUCUGACUAAGAAGAGAUAUGAAUGAAUCUUCUUUUUUCCUUGAAGCAAUAUUAGAAAAGAGGACAGAGGUAAAGAUAUGGCAAAAAUUUGAACAUUUAGAUAACUAAGCUGAUAUUCAAGAUGUCAUGAACUGUUUAUUCUAGAAGACAAGAUAUAUAUAUAAAAUUGAUAACUGAUUCUGAAGCUGUCCAUUGCCUUACACUAUUUGUACAAGUUUCUCUUAGGAAUAUUUCCACUUGUAUCACAUAGUUAUUUUAUGUAUAUAUAUGUAUGUGUGUGUGUGUGUGUGUGUGUGUGUGUAUUUUAAAGCAUUUCUAGCCAGAGAUUUUAAGAGAAUCUAUGCAGUCGCUUAUCUAAAUAUAACACACAUACACAAAGAUAUGUAUGUUGAAGAUAUUGUUGUCUGCACUGUAAAGGUAAUUGACUCUCUCAUGCAAGAAGGUAUUCUUUUGUAUCUGAUUUUGACAUUGUUUUUUACAUCAGUUAUCUUCAUGUUAGCAGUCAACUUGUUUCUAAGUUAUGUAAGGAGACUGAAGGAUAUUAUAGGAUAAUUCAGCAUGAGUUGUUGCAUCAUGUUAAUCUCUCUUAUUACUUUCUAUAAAAAAAAUUCUUUAUGAGUGAAGAUUUGUGACUUAUUCAUUUUUUUAUGCAUGUACAUGGUCCAACUAUUCUUGUAUCUAUGUAAGCAUAAUGUGUUUUUUAUGAAGUAGUUUAAUGGAAAGUAACUAUGAAUUUUGUUUUUUUCUCAUAAUUUUCCAAAAAUGGAAAAAUUACAAUUCACUGUUCAGAUUUUGCAACUCACUUUCCUGUCAAAAUGCUAAGGAAGAUGAUUAAUAGCUUAUUUAUAUAAACCUCAAAAUAAAAAACAAUGUGUUGUUACCUCUUUCAUAUCACAUAAAAUAAAUAUGUUUCUAAAAUAGUUUCAUUAUGUUAUGGAUACACUUGCUAGCACACGUAGCAAUGAUAUGAAUGUGAGUGGACCAACUGACUCAGAUUUAAAGUUGAUCUUGCAGUUCUUUAGGACUUCCAAAAAUCAAGUCUGUGGCUAAGUGAUUUUUGAGUCUGGUUGCUUGUAGUGUGUCUUAUAUAUGAAUCGUAAAAAUUCUGAAUACAAAUAAACGUUAUGACAUUUA